Molecule: messenger RNA, 2435 nt
Organism: Acaulospora morrowiae
Lineage: Eukaryota; Fungi; Glomeromycota; Glomeromycetes; Diversisporales; Acaulosporaceae
Source: the annotation of a GenBank genome assembly
AUGGAUCCAAGGAAGAUUGAAAAUAUGAAACCAUUUCCACUCAAUGAAUCCACGUCAAAUAAUAAAAUUCGAUCAUUGUUAUUUGAAAAAGAUGCAAGUUUUAUGCCUACAGAGGCGACGCCAGCUAUGACAACUGAACGUGCCUCGUCGCAACUAAGUUCAUCGCUAAUGAAUGGAUUGGACGCCUUGGGUAUAAUCUCAUCACAAGAUAGUGACAUCCUAACAGACUUGAUUGAUGCUGAAUCGAUGUCAAAUGUAAAGUUAGCGCCAAAUAAAAGAAAACUUGAUGAUAUCGUUAAAGAUGUCAUUAAAGAUGUCGAUGAUACUGUUAUCGAAUCACAAUCACAUGACCAUGAUCGACAGGCUUGCAAAAAAGCUUCUCUGCCUGCUCCCGAGAUACGAUUAUCAUCCCUUUCGUUCAAGGCAAAACCACGUGAAAGUAAACCCAAGACCAUUUAUAAACUUAUUUUGCCAAGUAACAAACCGAAUAUCACCAGUAACGUAACGAAACAUUCUAAGUUCAAGAAAGGAUUGGAUAUACGCGUGCCUUCGCAAAGAGUGCCCAUCACAUCAAAAGAGAAAAAUCCUCUACCGAAGCGUGGGAGGAAAAAGAAAUACUCAGGCAACUCUACUUUACCAUCCUCUCCACCUUCCGACUCUCGUGGGAUCUUUUCCGGACUCAAUAUUUUGUUCAUUCGAAAUAAUAUCGACACUGUUCGCCUGGACUUGAUGAAAGAAAAAGUAAAGGCCAAAGGCGGAAAGAUAGUCGAUUCUUUCGAUUCAAAUGUUACUCACGUGAUCACCUCACUUCCGGGAAAAAAUGUGCACGAUGCCUUAGGUCUUAUUAGUAAGAAAUGCCUUGAGGGAGUUCUUGUCCUUCAACCAAACUGGAUAUCCAUGUCCAUUACUUAUAACAAACUUGCGGAUGAAAAUUUUUACGUUGUGUCAUUAUCGGAGGAAUCCGAUUUGAAAGAAAGCAAAGGUUCGUCAAACUCCCCAACGACUGGUGCAAAGAGAAUACGAGAUAAUGUGGUUGAGGAAGAUAGCGAAAAUAAAAGGAUUAAGAAGAAAACUUUAUCUUUAACUCCAGAAAGAGAUCGCUCUCCCUCACUAUCGCAAGAGUCCAGUAGUGAUAGCCUUACCCUUCUACCCAUAUUACCACCUUCCUCUACCGAGAACACCCACAUGAUCUCUGAUUCUAAUGACCCAUUGUUGGAGAUGAUCAGAGAGGCCAAGCAUCUUACCGAGGAGGGCCUCUACUUGGACGAGGAAAAAGAUGAGGGAAUUGAAUUUCUUAGGGGAAGACUUUUGGAAAAUGAGGCAUCGAUGUUAUUAAUUCAAAACGAGGUUAUUGGAAAUAACGAUGUAGACUUCAAUUCGUCCUGGGAUCCGACGUAUUUGUCUACAUGCGACGAGCAACUUUCUGGUCCUUCAACGAUUAGUUCAAAGCAACUCAAGGGACAAGGCUCAUUUAUUUGCAUGCAUAAGAAUACCUCGGAAGCGGUAGAUAAUAAUCCGAACAAGUCAAUUAUCGAUAAGCUUCAAAUCUUGCUGGAUCACUACCAGAUGAGAAAAGAUGAAUGGCGAGCUAUAAGUUAUCGAAAAGCCAUUUCUGCAUUAAGGAUGCGUCAUAAGCCUAUAACUUCAUACGAGGAGGCAAAAAAGAUUUAUGGAAUCGGAGAUAGUAUUGCAUCAAAAAUUGCGGAAAUCAUUGAGACAGGAAAUUUAAGACGUAUUGAAAGCAUCUCAAAGAAUGAUCGCGUUAUUGGAAAGUUCAGUGCGAUACACGGUGUUGGACCGUCGUUGGCCUUGAAGUGGUACGCCAAGGGAUACAGAUCGUUUGAAGACAUUUUACAGAACGUAAAGUUAACGCACGCACAGAAGGCUGGAAUUGAAUGCUUUGAAGAUCUUCAACAGCGAAUACCACGCGAUGAAGUGACAAGGAUUUCGAAAGCAGUAGAAAGCAUUGCUCACAAAGUUGAUUCAAGGCUGGAAUUAUUCACCGUCGGAUCUUAUAGGAGGGGAAAAUUAACAUGUGGAGAUAUUGAUAUCUUAAUAACAAGAAACGACAUGGAUGGCAGUAUUCAUUUGGGCAUUCUGCAAAAGCUGGUUGACUCGUUACAUGAUCAAGGACUCUUGACUCAUGACCUGUCUCAAUCCAGUGGUGAUGACCUUUCUUCGAAAUAUAUGGGCAUUUGCAGAAUGCCAGGAGGAAAAUAUCGCAGGCUGGAUUUAUUCAUGAUACCCUAUAAAGAACUCGGUGCUGCCUUAUUAUCCUACACCGGAAAUGAUAUAUUUAAUCGAAGCAUGAGAUUGCUUGCUAGUAAAAAAAAAAUGAAACUUAGCAACCAUGGUUUGUAUGAAAAUAGUUCCCAAGGGCUGAUUGCUCAGAGAACGGAAAUAGAAAUAUUCGAUGCUUUAGGAGUCCCAUGGCG